AGUAAUUUCCAUUUCGUAGAAUCAAAAACCCUCUUCUCUCCUCUCUGCUUAUCUCUCUCACGUACUCCUUUCGUUAAUCCCUUUCGACCUCACUCGUUAACUCGCUCUCUCCGUUUCGGUGCCGCAAAAUUCCUCCCGGCGGGGUCAAUUCCGAUAUCUCGAAAUUUCCUACCAAUUUGCAAGGGUUCAAUUCAACAGUUUUGAAUAACAAGGUUAGGUAUCAUGGCUAACCCAUCUGGUACUGGCAACCAUCAGGAACAACAUACUCAUGUCAAUCCUUCUAAUUUCAACGGCAAUUCCGUACCGGAGAGCUCUUCAGGUAUUGUCAUGAACAUGAAACAUAAUCCUGGAAUUUCUCUUGACUGGACGCCUGAAGAACAAACCACUCUCGAAGAUGGACUCUCCAAAUAUGCCUCAGAAUCUAACAUAGUGCGAUAUGCAAAGAUAGCCCAACAGUUAAAUAACAAGACAGUCCGGGAUGUAGCUCUGCGUGUCAGGUGGAUGAAUAAGAAAGAAAAUAGCAAGAGAAGGAAGGAUGAUCACAAUUUGUCCCGAAAAAGUAAAGAUAAAAAGGAAAGGGUUUCUGAUCCCGCAGCAAAAUCGUCUCAAUUUUCUGCUCGACCCAAUGUUCCUCCAUAUGCACCACCAAUGAUUACAAUGGACAAUGAUGAUGGCAUCCCAUAUGCAGCAAUUGGAGGUCCUACUGCUGAGCUAUUAGAGCAAAAUGCACAGGCCUUGAGCCGAGUCUCUGCAAACAUUUCCUCUCUCCAGAUACAGGACAACAUCAAUCUUUUGUGCCAAACUAGAGACAACAUCAUUAGAAUAAUGAAUGAGAUGAACGAUACACCUGAGGUGAUGAAGCAAAUGCCGCCUCUUCCUGUGAAGAUGAACGAAGAACUGGCAAAUUCCAUACUUCCACUUCCAAGAACACCGCUCCAGCCUCAGUCAUGAUGUUUUUUAUUCAUCGUUAACUGGCUUGCCUAUUCAUUCUUUCUCUCUGUGACCCAAGAUUUACUCUUGGAAUAUAGAAGAAAGAAUGAAUAAUUGUUGAUAAUCCGUCAAGUUGAAUUAGUUUUCAUAAUUUUUUUCCCUUUCAAAUGUUAGAUGUCUUGUUCCCUUGUUUGGCUCUAACUUAGUACUACAAUAGGAAUUAUUUUGUAUUCAUGGUAAUAAUAAUUUAUUUAAAUUUAAGCAAUAAGAGCAAUAAGUUGUGGUAUAAUUUUAUUUAACUUAUAAUACAUUUUAUCAUGCAUAUUGAUUCUAUCAAAUGGUACAUAU
Molecule: messenger RNA, 1278 nt
Organism: Vicia villosa (hairy vetch)
Lineage: Eukaryota; Viridiplantae; Streptophyta; Magnoliopsida; Fabales; Fabaceae
Exons: 7
Coding region: 223-951 (242 amino acids)
Source: RefSeq, a predicted model, not a curated record